AUGUUGGAGUCUUUAGCUUGGUGUCAAAGCUUUAAGGGAUAUGACCUUACCAAACAAAAGAGUCCGGGUUACUCUCAUUCUAUUUCACGAGUUUAUAGAAACUCUAUUUUUAUGCUUUAUGCACUCAACAAGAAAGUGCCACUACUGCCACAUGGUGCUAGUCAGGGUAUAUUUCAUGGGAGUUCUGUGUCAGAAAAUUUCUUUAAAAAGUCUCCUCUCAAUGUUCCAUUAAGUUCUGGUUGGAAAGGAUUGUAUAGGCCGCGUUGGGAACGGCUGCAAACAAAUGUAGCAUAUGAUGUAGCUGGAGCUGUUGAAGUGAUCAAUGAUUUAGGAUUGGAUACUCUUACUUUCUUGGCAGUGACCGUCAUAAUUGUGCCUACAUUCAAGUCACUUAAAGCCAGUCCUGUAAGAAGAUCUUGGAGUUUAGCGUUUCUUUCUUCUUUUUUCAAGUUAUGGUCAUGCAAUUAUGAUAAUCUAUCAUCUCAAUAA
Messenger RNA from Sphenostylis stenocarpa, 489 nucleotides. The record is from the annotation of a GenBank genome assembly. Lineage: Eukaryota; Viridiplantae; Streptophyta; Magnoliopsida; Fabales; Fabaceae.